This is a messenger RNA of Arachis duranensis, 399 nucleotides long. RefSeq lists its product as uncharacterized. The transcript has a single exon. Lineage: Eukaryota; Viridiplantae; Streptophyta; Magnoliopsida; Fabales; Fabaceae. The record is from RefSeq and is a predicted model, not a curated record. The coding region runs from base 1 to 399 and encodes 132 amino acids.
AUGGGGUUCGAGAAAGCGGGGACUGAGAGGAAGCUGCAACUACAAGAACUGGAGUGCCUUCGCCUAGAAGCCUAUGAGAACUCCAGGCUAUACAAAGAGAAGGUGAGGGCUGUGCAUGACAAGAAUAUCAAGCGAAGAGAGUUCAGACAUAGGGAGUUAGUCUUCUUUUACAAUUCCAGGUUGAGACUCAUGCUUGGAAAGUUGGGAUCUAGAUGGGAAGGCCCCUACAGAAUAGAAAAGGCUGAGGCAUAUGGCAUCGUCCACUUGAGUCACCCUUCAAGCCCUAAUACCCUCAAGGUCAAUGGGCACCGCUUGAAGCUCUACCAUGGUGAGAAGAUGAAAGACAACAAGGAGCUGGAGAUCCUCCUCUUGGUGGAUCCACCCACAGAAGUAGAUUGA